Mus pahari (shrew mouse) is the source of this 3508-nucleotide messenger RNA. It is a transcript of the gene Socs5, whose product is annotated as suppressor of cytokine signaling 5. Gene Ontology annotation, biological process: phosphatidylinositol phosphate biosynthetic process; positive regulation of proteasomal ubiquitin-dependent protein catabolic process; epidermal growth factor receptor signaling pathway. The record is from RefSeq and is a predicted model, not a curated record. Gene Ontology annotation, cellular component: phosphatidylinositol 3-kinase complex. NCBI's taxonomy places the organism in Eukaryota, Metazoa, Chordata, Mammalia, Rodentia, Muridae. Gene Ontology annotation, molecular function: 1-phosphatidylinositol-3-kinase regulator activity. Bases 499 to 2109 code for a protein of 536 amino acids. The transcript has 3 exons.
AGGAAGCGAGGCUGCGCCGGCCGGGCCGGAGCGGAGGACGGGACGCGCGGGCGGUCGCGCUCGCCCUGUCGCUGACUGCGCUGCCCCGGCCCAUCCUGCCUGGCCGCAGGUGCCCUGGAUGAGGCCGCCGCGCGUGUCCCGGCCGCUGAGUGUCCCCCGCGGUCGCCCGGCGCCUGCCCUCAAGCGGCCGCCUCUCCUCGCCCGGGUCCCCGUUCCCGGCGCAGUCCUCCUCCGGCGGGCGCCUCCGCACCUCGGCGCAGGCGGCACGGCCCUCGGGCCGGGAUGGAUCCGCCGGGAAGAGGAAGACAAGCCGGGGCGUUGAGCCCCUGCGCACGGUGCCGCCGCGCGUAGUGGGAGCUUACUCGCAGUAGGCUCUCGAAAAGGCUACUGGAUCAACAAUGUUCUUGAUUGAAUGGCAACACCGGCAAAAGAAAUCUGCACCUAUCCGAAAGGUAGUUUCAGAGGAUUUAACACUGAAGUCUGUGGCUCUUCUAAUCAAUGGAUAAAGUGGGGAAAAUGUGGAACAACUUAAAAUACAGAUGCCAGAAUCUCUUCAGCCAUGAAGGAGGAAGCCGUAAUGAAAAUGUGGAGAUGAACCCCAACAGAUGUCCGUCUGUCAAAGAGAAAAGCAUCAGUCUGGGAGAGGCAGCUCCCCAGCAAGAGAGCAGUCCCUUAAGAGAAAAUGUUGCCUUACAGCUGGGACUGAGCCCUUCAAAGACCUUUUCCAGGAGGAACCAAAACUGUGCCGCAGAGAUCCCUCAGGUCGUUGAAAUAAGCAUCGAGAAGGACAGUGACUCGGGUGCCACCCCAGGAACGAGGCUCGCACGAAGAGACUCCUAUUCCCGACAUGCCCCGUGGGGAGGAAAGAAGAAACAUUCCUGUUCCACAAAGACCCAGAGUUCAUUGGAUACUGAGAAAAAGUUUGGUAGAUCUCGAAGCGGCCUUCAGAGGCGAGAGCGGCGCUAUGGAGUCAGCUCCAUGCAGGACAUGGACAGUGUUUCUAGCCGCACCGUCGGGAGCCGCUCUCUGAGGCAGAGGCUCCAGGACACGGUGGGUUUGUGUUUUCCCAUGAGAACUUACAGCAAGCAGUCAAAACCACUCUUUUCCAAUAAAAGAAAAAUACAUCUUUCUGAAUUAAUGCUGGAGAAAUGUCCUUUCCCUGCUGGCUCGGAUUUGGCACAAAAGUGGCAUUUGAUUAAACAGCAUACCGCCCCUGUGAGCCCACACUCAACAUUUUUUGAUACAUUUGAUCCAUCACUGGUGUCUACAGAAGAUGAAGAAGAUAGGCUUCGCGAGAGAAGGCGGCUUAGUAUCGAAGAAGGGGUGGAUCCCCCUCCCAAUGCACAAAUACACACCUUUGAAGCUACUGCACAGGUUAAUCCAUUGUAUAAGCUGGGACCAAAGUUAGCUCCCGGGAUGACAGAAAUAAGUGGAGAUGGUUCUGUAAUUCCACAAACGAAUUGUGACUCAGAAGAGGAUUCCACCACCCUAUGUCUGCAGUCACGGAGGCAGAAGCAGCGCCAGGUGUCCGGGGACAGCCACGCGCACAUUAGCAGACAGGGAGCUUGGAAAGUUCAUACGCAGAUCGAUUACAUACACUGCCUUGUGCCAGAUUUGCUUCAGAUCACAGGGAAUCCCUGUUACUGGGGCGUGAUGGACCGAUACGAAGCAGAAGCCCUUCUAGAAGGGAAACCGGAAGGCACGUUCUUGCUCAGGGACUCUGCGCAGGAGGACUACCUCUUCUCUGUGAGCUUCCGCCGCUACAACAGGUCUCUGCACGCCCGGAUAGAGCAGUGGAACCACAACUUCAGCUUCGAUGCCCAUGACCCCUGCGUGUUUCACUCCUCCACUGUCACGGGGCUUCUCGAACACUAUAAAGACCCCAGCUCUUGCAUGUUUUUUGAACCGUUGCUUACGAUAUCCCUGAAUAGGACUUUUCCUUUCAGCCUGCAGUAUAUCUGCCGCGCAGUGAUCUGCAGGUGCACUACGUAUGAUGGGAUUGAUGGGCUCCCUCUACCGUCAAUGUUACAGGAUUUUUUAAAAGAGUAUCAUUAUAAACAAAAAGUUAGGGUUCGCUGGUUAGAACGAGAGCCAGUCAAGGCAAAGUAACUCCUGUCCCCAAAGGGCACUACGUCUGCUCUCCCGUGUAUCAGACAGCACCCAUAGGAGGCAGAGUCAGCUGCUAGGAUUUCCCACCCAGCAUGGGAGCUUAGUCAUUAGCCUCUGUCCCAUGGGAUCUGCUGUUCCUCAGACAAAGGUGCCUAGGGACGGCAAGAUGGCUUGCAGGUGUUCAGUGGGCUGUGACAACUGAGGGAGGCAACUCUGGGGCAUUUGCUAUGGAGAAUUCUAUUUCUUACUGAAGAACAAAUUAUUAAUAUUGGAUGGGUAUUUCAAUAGUGUGACUAAUGUUUGAAAUUAUUUUUUCUAAGAAUUUUUCUAUAACCUUCAGAAAAAGUAGUGAUGUUUGUAGUUACUAUAAAUCAAGCUUUGAAAGUCCAAAACAAGUAAAUAAAAGACUACCUUCCUUUUAGAGAAAAACAAAUGCAAUUUUUCUGGCCACAGGGCAUUGUGCAGUGUCAAUGUGGCUUGUAGUCAGUCUCCUUUUCUCCUCAAAGAAGGAGGCUCUAAAAUAAACCAGGUUUUUCUAAGAUAGUUCUUAAAACUUGAGACUCCCAGGUCAGUGGUGGAGUUGUGUAAAUGCCCCCGUGCGCAUUUGGGAUGAGCACAGUGACCUCAGAGCGCGCAGUCGGAGCUUCCGGUGGGAUUUUUUUCUCUAAGUUGACAUGUGCUGUCUACACAUUGUCUCAUCAAAGUUGGGAUCCUUUCCUGUGCCCUUGACUAUGUGAACCCAGAGGAAAACGAGACUAGGAGAUGCCCAGACACAUCAGAUAGUAGUAACUCCACUGGUUGACGAUGCCAAGUUGUGUUAAACUAUAAUCAUUUGGAUGGCAGUAUUUAUCUCUUUGUUGUAAGCUCAUAGCCGAAUUACUUAAGUACAAUUUAUAUUAUAAAAUUUUAGUGCAGUUAAUUCUUAACAGAAAACCUGAAGUCUAAAUUGCAGAUUUAAAAGGUACUGUACACCCAUGCUGCCUGUAAAUAACUUUACUUGGCACCUUUUGUCACUUAGGAUAGUAUGUAAUACAACUUGAGUGAAUGCUUGGGACGUAUUGUCGAGUUCUAGUGUUGCUUCUUGUGUUGGACUGUGUUCUCGGUUCUGUCCUAGCCAUUUGCACUACAGUAGCCAAAUCCAUUCCUGUGUGUUGCUGUGCUCUGUAACUGCUGCCGGGUGUUGCCGUGCUCUGUAACUGCUGCCGGUGCUCCUUGGCCUCAUGCCAGCUGCUGCAAGAGGUUGCUUUCUGCCCCAUGGCUAUUGCCAGGGCUUCCAGAAAGAAAUGCUACAUUUGUAUGCAACAGUAACCUUUUAACUGCUAAACGUAUGUUUCUGCUUGCUGUGCCUUGUUCUGGCUGCUCCUCCGUGCUAAUAAAGUAUGUUUGGUGUUCUUGUAUA